Molecule: messenger RNA, 6116 nt
Organism: Malaya genurostris
Lineage: Eukaryota; Metazoa; Arthropoda; Insecta; Diptera; Culicidae
Product: arrestin domain-containing protein 3-like
Exons: 8
Coding region: 3741-4955 (404 amino acids)
Biological process (GO): protein transport
Cellular component (GO): cytoplasm
Source: RefSeq, a predicted model, not a curated record
CCAACAUCCGGCCGGUAGGGCUUAACUGAGCUCUUUUUAUGUUUUAUUUUUAUACUACCGGUCCCUAUUACUAGUGUGAAGUGGAAGUUAAGUGGAGUGAACGUAUCCCAAUUGGGUUUCACACGAUGACAACAGGUGAACGGUGAAUCGAGUCCAUAUUUGACGUUUAUUGGUGGUUUGUGUACAAUGGAUUACUGUGGAAUGAGAUAGAAUAUUGUAGAAUAGGACGAAAUAAUAAUGACUUAACCAAAGGACAAACCACUGAUAGCUGUCAAACGAUGUUCAUCCAGUUUGUGUUGUGAGGAUGUAUCGUUUGGGACCUGGUGGGUGGGAUGAUGUGUGAGUGAAGUGUAAGAGUAACUACAUGCAAGAAUGGUAAUAAAGGCCACUGUUUCAGCUCAGGAUUAGCGAUCGACCAUUAGAAGAGAUAGAAAUUGGGUAAUGGCACCCCCAUUUAUCUCAAAUCCAUUAGUCAUUUCAUAUAAGAGAACCAUUAGUUAUAGUGAGAUCUGUUAUCUCUGUUUGAUUGAUUAAUUUCAGAAGUAACAUGAAUUUUGGAGCAUUUUGCUUCGCUAAAACAGCAGUAUUGAACCACUUCCGAACUACUGCUAUGCGUUAUUGCUUCUUAGAGACAAGGCAAAGACUUUGUAUUUAUCACAAUUCAUUUAUUAAAAGUCGAGAUCGCUAAAAUAACAUGGUGACUCUACUAAUGAGAUGACUAUUGGCACAGUAACAGAUCGGCUGAAAAGUUCGUAUCGUUUCUAUGAGAGGGCGCCACUAGAAUUAAAUCCAUACCAUUUUCAGUUAGUACCAACCUUCAAAAGAUACGUGUAUAAAUUUGACAGCUGUCUGAUUAUUAGUUUGUGAGAUAUUGCAUUUUGAGUGAAGCUACUUUUGUAAUUGUGAAAAAAUGGAAAAAAAGGAAUCUCGUGUGUUGAUGAAACACUACUUUUCGAUGAAAAAAAGUGCCGCCGAUACCAAAAUAUGGCUUGAUGAGAGUUAUCUAGACUCUGCACCGGGCGAAGCAACAAUUCGUAAGUGGUUUGCAAAAUUUCGUACUGGUCAUAUGAGCACCGAAGACGAUGAACGCAGUGGACGUCCAAAAAAGGCUGUUACCGAUGAAAACGUGAAAAAAUUCACAAAAUGAUUUUCAAUGACCGUAAAGUGAAGUUGAUCGAGAUAGCUGACACCCUAAAGAUAUCAAAGGAACGUGUUGGACAUAUUAUUCACGAAUAUUUGGAUAUGAGAAAACUUUGUGCAAAAUGGGUGCCGCGUGAGCUCACAAUCGAUCAAAAACAACAACGAAUUGAUGAUUCUGAGCAGUGUUUGGAGCUAUUAUAUCGAAAUAAAACCGAUUUUUUCCGUCGAUAUAUAACAAUGGACGAAACAUGGCUCCAUCACUUCACUCCGGAGUCCAAUCGACAGUCAGCUGAGUGGACUGCACGCGAUGAACCGAACCCAAAGCGUGGAAAGACUCAACAAUCGGCCGGUAACCAUCAACAGUGACAAUUUUAUAGCGUUAUUAGAGCGUUUGAAGGACGAAAUUUCAAAAAACGGCCUCAUUUGAAGAAGAAAAAAGUUUUGUUUCAUCAAGACAAUGCACCGUGUCACAAGUCGAUGAAAACCAUGUUGAAAUUGAAAGAAUUGGGCUUUGAAUUGCUCUCUCAUCCACCGUAUUCUCCAGAUUUGCCCCCCAGUGACUUUUUCCUGUUCUCAGACCUCAAGAGAAUGCUCGCUGGUAAAAAAAUUAGAAGCAAUGAAGAGAUAAUCGCUGAAACUGAGGCCUAUUUUGAGGCAAAGGACAAAUCGUACUACAAAAAUGGUAUCGAAAAGUUGGAAGAUCGCUAUAAUCGCUGUAUCGCCUCUGAUGGCAAUUAUGUUGAAUUAUAAAAACGAAUUUUGGCAAAAAAUGUGUGUUUCUAUUAAACGAUACGAACUUUUCAGCCGAACUCUUAGUUUUAGUUAGGAUCUAUCAGAGUAGAAAUAGUAACUCAAUGUUGUAAUGGUUGCGUGUGGAAUACAUGUGGGUAGGUAUGCAUGUGUGUAUGUUUGUGACUGUGUGUGUAUGUAUGUGUUUUUGUGUGUAUAUACAUUAUACAUUUUACCGUUCCUUUGAGUGCGUUGUACCAAAUUGGUAGUGAUGCAUUUCGAUUGUGGGUCAGUGUACACCAGAUGCUCAAAAGUGCCUGACCGGAUGGUAACACUGUCAAGGAUCAACCGAAGACAACUAAAUGUGAACAUGCUGUAGCAAUACUUAUGGGACCCAAGUGUCAAUAUAAUUUAAAUAAAAAUGCAUGUUCUCAGUUUUUUCUGUCAAACCAUCAUGACCGGCCAUACAAAGAUGUCAUUGAAAAAACACUAAUCCUUUUUUGUCUCUUUUUUUCGGAAAUGGAUGACUGAGCAUGAACAAGAAAUCCGGAAUAAAGAAUAAGAUACUCAAGAAAAGCAGGAACAAAUGUGAUAGAUGUGGAACUGAAAAUUGGAAAAUAAUUUAAUUAAUAUUCUUAGGAAAUCUUAGAUACAAAGGAAAUCUUAGAUACAAAAUGGUAAGAAUAAAAACACCACUGCAUACAACUAACUUUUACAUUUCAGGGAAUAAAAUAACAUCAGCGAAAGUACGGAAUGGAAAUAAAAUAGAAGGACAACAAAAAACACUUACGAAACACAAUUGAAUAGAACACUGGAAUUAAGGUAAAACAGAAUAUAAACUAUGACCAAAGGUAAGAAAACCAACAUGAAUAAAUAAUAGAAACUGUUGGGUAAUAAUAUAAUUUUCUCAUAUUGAAAGAGGCGUUUAUAUGGCGCGCAUGCGCUAAUUCGGCCUGAUACAAAUUAACGGGGAGGGCAAUACGUUUUGGACAGGGCUGUAAAAAGCUGAUUGGAACCCUUUCCCCACAAAAAUGUAAUAUAAGGAUAUAAGGAAUAAGUAAUAGUCUUUGGUUUAAUUUUUGCACUACCAAUUGCUACAACACCGUGCAAUAAGAAAACACAUGCGAGUAAAGUAUUUAUUCAUUUCUUCAUCAUUUUUGUUUUUGUUUAUAAAUAUUAUCAAAUGCGUAAAUGCGAGAUAUUAUUUGCCUCUAUUACUCUGCCGAUAUUAGUUGUGAUAGUUGCACCGUAGUGAGCAGAUUGACAUGUGACCAGCAGAUUCUAGUAGGUCACAAAGACUGGGCAAGGAUACUUUCCGCCGUGGUAUGAGACCCCACAUGAAGGAAUAGGUUUGUUCAAGUGCAUACGAAAAACGCGUACGCCAUUGCGGAUACCAAGUAACAAAUUUUCUUCACUCUUUCCUCUAUGCGAAAUGAAACCUUUCGUAUUGUGAUAUAAAGUUUUAAGAAUUAGCUUGGUUAUUGAUUCCAAAAGAAUUGAUUCGUAAACAACAAAUUUGUCUCGAAAUUAUAGCAGUGUGAAACUCAUCCCUGAAAUGAAAAGCCACAAAAGCGAACCAUAGAACAUUACAUGAUCAUUACAAAGUUUGAUAAUUACUCAAGGUACAUCCAUAACAAACAUUCCCUACGUUUCCUGAAAAAGACAAGCUUUCACAAUUCGAAAUUAGUUUGCCAAGAACCCUGAUAAAAACAACAGACAACUUCUGCAGCCAUCGAGUGGGAUUGGACUGGCACUCGAGCGUGCACAGCAGCGGAAGCUCCACUCGACUUUAGUCACAGUCGGUGUCAUUAGUGUAACAGUUAUUGUAGUGAAAAUAAUAUACAUAGCAGCAGAGAGAUAAACUGCUCCAGAUGGAUUAUAUAAAGGAGCUGGAUAUUCGACUCGACAAGGAAUACUACUAUUCCGGUGAAGUUAUCUCGGGAAAGGUGAUUAUUCACACAACCGAAAACUUCAAGUUGAAAUCUAUUCGCCUGCUGCUACGGGGAAAAGCUCAUGUGGAGUGGAAAGUGCUCGUAUCUGGAGAUAAACGGACGGUGAAGGACGACCAACUGUACAUCGACGAGAGGGCGGUAAUUUGGGGUGAACGGCCCAAUGAAGGACUAGAUGUCACUGUACCGGUACUCAUACGCGGUCAACAUCAGUUUCCGUUUCGUUUCAACAUCCCGGAAACGAACCUACCCUGCAGCUUUGAAUCACGUGCCUGCUAUAUACGGUAUUUUGUUAAGGUUACCAUUGACAUCCCGUACGCUUCACCACCACAAGGAAUAAAGUAUUUCACAAUUGUGGGACCACAUAUCGACUGUAUGGACGAGCAAUAUUUGAAGCCAAUAUCCGCUCAAGAUAAGAAAGUAAGAUGCUGUUUCUGUUGUGCCAAAGGACCCGUAACACUGAGCUGCUGCCUGGAUCGCACGGCAUUUUGCUGUGGCGAGACACUAAAACUCAAAACCAUCAUCGACAACCAGGGCGAGGAAAGCGUGAAGCUGAAAGCACGGUUGAUACAGUUUUGUGAGUUUUUCAUAGAAAGAGGAGUGCUUGGGGUGACGAAAGAGGUACAACAUUUAGUUCUCGAGUACAAGGGCGAGCCGGUUAUACCCAAAGACCACCAGGACACUUGUGCCAGCUUGCGGAUACCAACGGUGCCUACGACCCUGAUGGGUGUUAGUCGACUUGUGCAGAUUUACUAUACUCUUACGAUAUGCUUGGAAUUUGAACAUUCAGGAGAGGACCUACACAUCAAUUUCCCCAUAACAAUUGGCACGGUACCGUUCCGAAUACCGAACAGUAAUCUACAGCCCCAUAUCGGAUAUGAAGUUGCCAUCGAUCACGUGGAAGGUGGUAUCUAUAUCGGACCGGAGUUUCUCUUAGGUGAGGUGUACGAUGGUUGCAAUGUUAGUGACAACGAGCAUCGUGACCUUGCACCACUAUACCGUCCGGUGUAUUUGACAGUAAUUCGGAGCUCCCAACAGAUAUCAGCUCGAGCAGUCGGCCGUGCGAACCGCAAAAAAUCAUCCUGUGAUAUCGAAAUCGCUGAAAUACACCAAAAAUCAACAAGCUCACAUGGUUAACAAUUCAAGUACUUACCUUAUGUAAACCUAAAACCAGACAGAAAGUUCAGUUCCCCCACCCAUCGCCUGGUGAGAUAAGUCUCGUGCAUCCAAUAGCAAACACAUGAGCAAUAAACAGGUGAAACGUGUUCAACAACUCAAUGAGAAUAGUGUAAUAUGUUUCAUAUCGAACAGUUUCAUAGUUGAGCGCAAAACCGUUUUUUAUCACAACGAGCUUUAAAAGAUGUGCCAAAAUUCCUCGUACAGUAAUAUCAUGCUUUUUGACAGGUUUCUCUAAAAGGCACGGCUCAGAUAAAUAGUAUGUGGCUCUAGUGGGACUAACAUGCAAAAGAAACAAGAAGGCAAAAGAAAGAAUAGAUGCACUUAACAUUUUCAAAACCUUUACACCAUAACAACACAAAUUAGGCUCUUCAUAUACAAUAUUCCAGCAGAUCGACGUGUUUGAUAAACAUGGCUAGUAGUUUAGUACAUGCUUUUAGUUUUACUCAGAAUCUAUCUGAUAGUUUUAUUAGGUCGAUCUUCAGGUAUUUCGAUGUGCACGAAAUGAUCACUACAUUAGCUAAUUGGUACAAAGGUUAAGAAAACCACUUCGACUCUCAAAUUUUAGCAUAGGACGAUUUAAAAAAAAGAAACGCGCAAUAUAUAGCAAUUCGGAACUAAAACAUUCCGAAAGUUUCUUCCAAACCACCCAGUAAAACAUAUUACAUGCCAGGCAAGAGUGCCAAUCGAAAAACUGAGCAUUUAGUUUAAGGAUAAAAUGUAAACCAAGCUUACUUGUGUUGAUAAUUUGAGUAUUAAGUACAUUUCAUUUGGUACGUAUGUCAUAGAUCUAUAUGAAUUUUUUAUAUGCAGUGUAACCAGUUUAUCAAAGUGGCUUGAAUGAUUGAUUAUUCUUUUUAACCAAUAAUUUAUUUUCAAACGAAUGUUAAGCCUGACUUUUUGAAUGAAAUAUCAGUUUAGAUCAUUUUUUCACCAAUGUUUGAUGGAAAAUUGUUUACAUUUUAUGAAUGUAGAUUUUAAUUCCCUAAUAAAAAAAAGUUAGCUACACUGCUUCAAUACAUUUGUAUUCGAUCGCGUUACACAAAAUAAACAAAACUAAAUAUUUCCUGUUAAAAAAGUAGUUUUCCGGAAAAAUAAAUAGUUUUACAACAACCUUCCAUA